AUGGCGACAAAGGUCUUUGCAAACGUCGGCAAGAUAUCAAAGGACACAGUACUACCUGUACAAGUUGGAGAAGAUUACAUCAUUCAGCUCUCGGUGAUUGACGACAGACUGCCCGACGUGAAAGUCAUGGACAACAGGUACCAGCUCUUUGACAAUGGCCGUCCCACGUGCGCGGUGACAUCCGGAGGACACGCCUGGCUAUGCAAGUGCAGAAUUGCCGGCCAUAUCUACAAUCGGUCAAGUUCAAACUGGUGUGGCUAUUGCGGAGAGAAGAAGAGCGCCACCGCCAAAGCCAUGGCGUGGGACCUGCCGCCUGGUCGCAAGUUGGCGUGGAUUCUCUCGGUUUUGGAGCCGCACGAGCAGACACCCUUCGCGUAUGGCUCCAGGCUACCUCUACCCCUCGGCCACAGUCAGAAAGCGGUCAAGCCCAGAGUGGGACACACCAGUGUCCAGAAAUCUGGUGUCCUCUUUCUUUUCUUGAGGGCGCUUGGGUUCGAUCACGCUUUCUCUUAUAGGACAUCUGCUAUUGCCAUGAGAUGGCACUCAAAGGAUGGCUCAAGCAAGGCCCCGAAUGUGCUGGGUCUUCUGGUUGCAUCGGGCGAGCUGGUCGAGAUCAAAGCUAACGUCAAGGCCAGCGGGGAACAGUGGGCAAAGUUCGAUCCGUUUCACGAGGUCGAACUUCAAGAGGCCGAAGCCUACACACAUAGCUUUUCUACCGCGAACAACUCCUAGCACAUUCUCUUGGAGCAAAGUCACUAGACCUGAGGACAACAAGUACAACGACCACGAUAUCGACGACACAAGUUUUGUCUAACCCCUAUGGCGGGAAAUAUUACCGCCUCGAGAUGCGUCGUAAAAGAAUAGAGGACUCGUCGAGAGUUUUUACAAAAC
This is a messenger RNA of Boeremia exigua, 891 nucleotides long. RefSeq lists its product as uncharacterized. Lineage: Eukaryota; Fungi; Ascomycota; Dothideomycetes; Pleosporales; Didymellaceae. The transcript has 2 exons. The record is from RefSeq and is a predicted model, not a curated record. Bases 1 to 732 code for a protein of 243 amino acids.